AUGGCUACAGAUUCGGUGCUACAGCAGAUCCUCUCCGCAAAGAUCGUGAUCCUCUGCGACUUUAACGCCCAUCACGCCGAAUGGCUUGGUUUACGUUUAACCGUUCAUGCGGGGAGAUUUGUUUAUGAUUUUGCCUUGGCUUAUGAUCUGACACAACUGGUUACUUCGCCUACGCGGAUUCCAGAUGUGGAGGAUCAAGCACCUUCACUGUUGGACCUUCUGCUGACCUCUCACCCGGACGGAUAUCAGAUUUCCGUCGACGCCCCUUUAGGCUCCUCGGACCAUUGUCUUGUAGAUCUUCUGGUCUAUCUAACUUACAGAUGGGCGGAGGCAGUAGAGUCCAAGGGGGAGGCAUUGGCCGUUAGUUUGGACAUUGCGAAGGCCUUCGAUCGGGUUUGGCACAAAGCGCUUCUUUCGAAGCUCCCUUCCUAUGGGCUUCCCAAGAAAUUGUGCGAUUGGAUCACCAGCUUUCUUGCAGAUCGGAGCAUCAAGGUCGUUGUUGACGAUGCAAGCUCCGAUUACAAGCCUAUUAAUGCUGGUGUUCCACAAGGCUGCGUGCUAUCGCCAACGCUGUUUCUUCUGCAUAUCAAUGAUAUGUUGCAAACCCGUAACAUUCCUUGCUAUGCAGAUGACAGCACUGGUGAUGCUUUUUACACCGGCCGAGCCAAUAUUUUGCGGGAAAACGUCUCCGAAUGCCGGGAUAAACUUGUGUCUGAAGUCGAGUCUUUGCGUAGCAGAGUCUCGGAUUGGGCGCGACUAAAUCUAGUCCAGUUUAACCCCCAGAAGACACAAGUUUGCGCGUUAACAGCUAAAAAGGACCCCUAUGUCGUAUCUCCUCAUUUUCAAGGCACUCCUCUUGUUGCCUCAGCCAGUAUCGGAAUCCUUGGCGUCGACAUAUCGAGUGACGUGCAGUUUCGUGGUCACUUGAAAGAGAAGGCCAAAUUGACCUCCAAAAAGCUUGGCGUGCUCAGCAGAGCGGGACAGUAUUUCAUGCCGGCACACCGCCUGCAACUUUACAAGGUGCAGGUUCGGCCGCACAUGGAAUACUGUUCCCAUCUCUGGGCUGGGGCUCCCCAGUACCAGCUCCUUCCACUUGACCGCAUCCAGCGCAGAGCGGCUCGAAUCGUCGACGACCGAGUGCUUUUCGAUCUGCUCAAUUCACUGGCACUGCGAAGAGAUGAUGCAUCUCUUUGCAUUUUCUUUCACAUAUAG
Molecule: messenger RNA, 1212 nt
Organism: Parnassius apollo (apollo)
Lineage: Eukaryota; Metazoa; Arthropoda; Insecta; Lepidoptera; Papilionidae
Source: the annotation of a GenBank genome assembly